UCCAAUCUGUCAAUCUUAAUUUCUCCAAACACAAAAAAUUCAAAUUGAUUUUCCGGUCAAUCUCGAACCUGUUCAAACAACUAGAAAAAAAAAAUGCUUACUUUCUCCGAUUCCGACAUGUUUUCCCGGCGGUGCGUGUGGGUAAACGGUCCGGUCAUCGUCGGCGCCGGCCCGUCCGGCCUCGCCGUCGCCGCCGGCCUGAAGGACCGCGGCGUCCCGUUCGUAAUCCUCGAAAAGUCCGACUGCAUCGCGUCGCUGUGGCAGAAACGGACCUACGAUCGCCUGAAACUUCACCUGCCCAAGCAAUUCUGUCAGCUGCCCGACUUCCCGUUCCCCGCCGGUUACCCGGAAUAUCCUUCUAAGCGGCAAUUCGUCGAGUACCUUGAGUCCUACGCAGCGGCUUUUGAUAUCCGGCCCCGGUUCAACGAGCGGGUCGACUCGGCCAAAUUCGACCCGGUCUGCCGCCUCUGGCGAGUCCGGACCGUUUCCGCCGCCGGCGAGAUCGAGUACAUUUGUCAGUGGCUGGUGGUGGCCACCGGCGAGAAUGCGGAGAAAGUCAUGCCGGAGAUCGCCGGCCUGAGCGAAUUCGGCGGCGAGGUGAUCCACGCCUGCGAUUAUAAAUCCGGCGAGAGUUACAAGGGGAAGAAGGUCCUGGUCGUCGGCUGUGGAAAUUCCGGCAUGGAAGUUUCUCUCGAUCUCUGUAACCACGACGCCAAGCCCGCCAUGGUCGUCCGCAGCUCAGUCCACGUUCUUCCGAGGGAGGUUUUGGGGAAAUCGACGUUCGAGCUAGCAAUGUUGAUGCUAAAAUGGCUGCCAUUGUGGCUGGUAGACAAGAUCCUGCUAUUUCUGGCAUGGAUGAUCCUCGGAAACAUCGAGAAAUACGGUCUGAAAAGGCCACCCACAGGGCCAUUAGAGCUGAAGAACACUCAAGGAAAGACUCCUGUUCUAGACAUCGGAUCACUCGACAAGAUCCGGUCCAAAGAAAUCCAAGUAGUCCCAGGAAUCAAAAGAUUCUCUCCCGGCGCCGUCGAGCUCGUCACCGGCGAACACCUCGAAAUCGACGCCGUCGUUUUCGCCACCGGAUACUGCAGCAACGUGCCUUACUGGCUACAGGACACAGAAUUCUUCUGCAAGAAUGGAUUCCCAAAAUCUUCAUUCCCAAAUGGAUGGAAAGGAAAUGGUGGACUGUAUGCUGUUGGGUUCACAAGGAGAGGGCUCUCUGGUGCAUCUUCUGACGCCAUUAAAAUUUCUCAAGACAUUGCCAAAGUAUGGAAGGAUGACCUAAAGCAAAAGAAGCAGAAAGUUCCUACACACAGAAGAUGCAUUUCAACCUUCUGAACAUCAUCAAGAAUCCCUGUAAAAAAAAAAAAAAGAAGAAAAA
Molecule: messenger RNA, 1381 nt
Organism: Andrographis paniculata
Lineage: Eukaryota; Viridiplantae; Streptophyta; Magnoliopsida; Lamiales; Acanthaceae
Product: probable indole-3-pyruvate monooxygenase YUCCA8
Exons: 3
Coding region: 94-1338 (414 amino acids)
Biological process (GO): auxin biosynthetic process
Molecular function (GO): N,N-dimethylaniline monooxygenase activity; flavin adenine dinucleotide binding; NADP binding
Source: RefSeq, a predicted model, not a curated record